This is a messenger RNA of Phytophthora sojae, 924 nucleotides long. RefSeq lists its product as hypothetical. The transcript is spliced from 4 exons. Gene Ontology annotation, molecular function: nucleic acid binding. Bases 1 to 924 code for a protein of 307 amino acids. The record is from RefSeq and is a predicted model, not a curated record. NCBI's taxonomy places the organism in Eukaryota, Oomycota, Peronosporomycetes, Peronosporales, Peronosporaceae.
AUGGGGAAAACCUACACGGACGCAGAGCGCGCUCGGGUUCUGGCCGCUACCGAUGAGGGGGAGAACUGGAGGCUGAUUGCCCUACACAAUGGGGUUCAUCUGGUGACUGCUCGGCGGUGGGUUCAACAAGCAAAGCAAACGGGAGACUUCAUGCCGCAGAAGGACAUGAGAGGAGGGGCCUACAAUCGCAAACUGCAGAGCCACCACAUUGACUUCCUAGAGGACGUUCGUGUAGGGAUCGAGACGGUGCGCGCAAACUUAGAGGCACGCUGCUUCACGGCCAAGAAGACGCACAGAGACAACAACUACCGGAACGUUUCGGUAAACAAGGUGAAGAGGCAGGAGUUCGCGAUGAAGCUGCUGCAGUAUGGGUGGAGCAAAGCGGGGCGGCGCGCAGUGGACAUGGGUACGUCGUCCAAGAGCAAGAACAUCCACGUCAUCGCGUGCAUCUCGCGCGAUGGCGUGGAGUACCACGAAGGACGCUUCGGCUCGUUCGACAGCGAGGCAGCGAACGAAACCCUACGCGAGGGGCCGUUGAGCAAUGUCAUUGUUGUGCUAGACAACGCUCCAUGCCACAUGAACGUGGAGGACGUAUGUGAGGAAGCGGAGUUUGCGGGGGCUGAGUGCUUGCGUCUAGGCCCUUACUCACCCAUGCUCAACGGCAUUGAGAACGUCUUCUCCGUGUACAAGGCGGCGGUGAAGAGGUACAUGGCGGCCAACAGGAGCAGUAUCUUGAGUGUUCCCGAGGGUACAAAGAUCGCAGUGCACCGUUCAGCGUUUCUCCUCCACGCCGCCAACGUGAUCUUCCCUGAGGUUGUGACUCUUGCUCUGUGCAGCAAGUGCAUCCAUCACACCUUCGCGUUUAUCGCCGACGCAAUUCUGAUGAAAGACAUGCAAGCAGGCAAACAAGUGUACCAAAUAUAG